This is a messenger RNA of Rana temporaria (common frog), 3924 nucleotides long. It is a transcript of the gene GALNT9, whose product is annotated as polypeptide N-acetylgalactosaminyltransferase 9. The coding region runs from base 444 to 2258 and encodes 604 amino acids. The record is from RefSeq and is a predicted model, not a curated record. The transcript is spliced from 11 exons. NCBI's taxonomy places the organism in Eukaryota, Metazoa, Chordata, Amphibia, Anura, Ranidae. Gene Ontology annotation, cellular component: Golgi apparatus.
GUAGCUGGCUGCCUCCACAUCAGAGAGGAGCGAGUAGCGGGAGGUGGUGCUGAAAGAACAGCUCCCUCUCUCUCUAUUCCACACACUAGAAGCAGUGGAGAGCUAUGGGAGGGACGUGGUGCUGAAAGGACAGCUCCUAGGUCUUGCGGAACGUGUUAUCCUACAAGCACAGUGUACAGGUCCAGCAGCCAGCGCUCCAUCCAUGUGCCACCGCCAAUGAAUGUCUCCCCCGGCGCAGCUUCCAUUGUACCUUCAUAGGGUAGAGAGCAUUUCCUAGCGUGUAUGGCAGCGGCGCUGAAGGCACAGCUUUCCCUCUUCUAGCUCCUUUGUCUCCCUCUACCUGAUGUCAUUUGAUUGCUUCUUUGCCGGACUGCUCUGCUGGGGCUUGCCGUAAAUGCUUGACUUCACUUGGAAUGCCCUGAUGCUGGAUCUUCACAGAUUUCAUGGCGGUGGCACGAAAAAUCAAAACUUUGCUGACUGUCAAUAUCCUGGUGUUCGUAGGCAUCAUCCUGUUUUCGGUAUACUGCAGGAUCCAGGACAGGUCCCAGGAGCUGGUGCAGAUUGUAAGAAGUUCUGACCGCAGAGUGAGGAGCAGAAACACCAAACUGGGGGCAUUGGUUGACCGAGAGUCUAUCCUGCAAAGACUGGACCAUCUAGAGGAAGUAGUAUAUAAUCAACUCAAUGGAUUAGCUAAACCCAUGGGGCUUGUAGAAGGACCUGGCGGCCUUGGACAAGGUGGAAUGGCUGCCACACUGAGAGAUGACAGCCAUGAAACAGAAACAAAAUAUGAGGAAUAUGGUUAUAAUGCCCAGCUCAGUGAUCGAAUCUCUUUGGACAGAUCAAUUCCAGAUUACAGACCGAAAAAGUGCAAGCAGAUGAACUACCAAGAUGAUCUGCCUCAAAUUGCUGUCGUCUUCAUCUUUGUAAAUGAAGCCUUAUCUGUAAUCCUACGGUCUGUGCACAGCGUAGUCAACCACACUCCAUCUCAUCUCCUGAAAGAGAUCAUUCUUGUAGAUGAUAAUAGUGACAAUGUUGAACUGAAAUUUAACCUGGACCAGUAUGUUAAUAAGAGAUAUCCAGGUCUUGUAAAAAUAGUCCGUAAUACAAGAAGAGAAGGACUAAUUCGUGCUCGGAUACAAGGAUGGAAGGCGGCCAAUGCACCGAUUGUCGGAUUUUUUGAUGCUCAUGUGGAGUUCAAUACUGGAUGGGCCGAGCCUGUCAUCACAAGGAUCAAAGAAGAUCGAAGCAAAAUCAUUUUGCCAGCAAUUGACAACAUCAAGUACAACACAUUCGAGGUACAACAGUAUGCCAAUGCAGCUCAUGGAUAUAAUUGGGGCCUAUGGUGCAUGUACAUCACUCCUCCUCAGGAUUGGCUGGAGAAAGGAGAUGAGUCUGCUCCAAUCAGGACUCCAGCAAUGAUUGGCUGCUCCUUUGUGGUGGACAGAGCUUACUUCGGAGAAAUUGGCCUGUUGGAUCCUGGCAUGGAGGUGUACGGAGGAGAAAAUAUUGAGCUUGGCAUGAGAGUCUGGCAGUGCGGGGGCAGUAUGGAAGUUCUACCUUGCUCCAGAGUUGCUCAUAUUGAACGAACAAAGAAGCCUUACAACAAUGACAUUGACUACUAUGCAAAGCGUAAUGCCCUACGAGCUGCUGAAGUGUGGAUGGAUGAAUUUAAGUCUCAUGUCUACAUGGCAUGGAACAUACCCAUGACGAAUCCAGGAGUGGACUUUGGAGAUGUAUCUGAAAGAAUAGCUCUUCGCCAGAAACUACAGUGUCGUAGUUUUAAGUGGUACUUGGAGAAUGUAUACCCUGAAAUGAGGGUAUAUAAUAACACUAUAACUUAUGGAGAGCUUCGCAACAGUAAAGCAACAGGCUAUUGUUUGGAUCAAGGUUCUGAAGAUGACAACAAAGCCAUUUUGUACCCAUGCCAUGGCAUGUCCUCACAGCUGGUACGCUACAGUGCAGAGGGGCUGCUCCAAUUGGGUCCCCUGGGCUCCACUGCCUUCUUACCAGAUACAAAGUGUCUGAUUGACGAUGGCAAAGGAAGAACUCCAACAUUGAAGAAAUGUGAUGACAUACCGAGGCCAACCCAAAAGCUCUGGGAUUUCACACAGAAUAGCCCUAUUGUCAGCAGAGACACAGGUCGUUGCCUGGAGGUGGAGAUGUCAAAGGACGCUAACUUUGGACUAAGACUGGUGGUCCAGAGGUGUUCAGGACAGAAAUGGAUUAUAAGAAACUGGAUAAAACAUGGACGAAAUUGAUACCUAUAUUAUGAAGAGGUGCUCAACCCAGACCUGGAAUACACAUAAAGAAAUGCCUUCUUGGUUACACAAGGAAAGGGGACAUUCCCUAUCAUCUGCUCAUAGACCACUGAACAUAACAUGAUAAUAGUCCUUCCACCUGGUGGAUUGACUGUCAUGGAUCUUGUGUGGAGACAUCAAACAGUUGAGUCAGACGGAGCCCUUUGAAAAUUGAGAUUUAUAUGAUGAGAAGAAUCCCAAUGUACUUUGGGAGGAUAGCAUGGAAAGGAUUCUUACUGCUGGUAGAUUUUGUGUUACAGACUGGUGCACAACUCCUACAAUGAAUUAUCAUGUGCCUUUUUAAAUUGUACUUCCUACACAAGAGAACAGGACAUCCCUCACAUUAGCAUGUGUGAUUAUUUGUGCUAAAUUAUAUGUAAAUAAAAUGCAAAUGCAAGGCAGCAAUAAUCACCAGUGGGCAAGGAGCCUGUUUUCUGGUAAUGGAAGGAGGUCAGCAAAAAGGUCUGACGUGUCUUUAAUGCAGAUACUGUUCAAAACAAAUAGACAACAAUAGUUUCCUAAAAUACUAAAAUGUAUAAACGUCCACGGAUAAAAAAAAAACAGCUUUCUCCUAUUAGAUGAAACUUAAACAGAAUACACACAGUGGCAUUUACUAUGUUCCUCUCCUGUAUCUCUACAGUUUUUAAACAUCAGUAUCACUCUACUUCGUGUCUCUAGGUGCAGGUCCUUAAUUUAGUCAUCAGUGUUGUGCCACAUGAAAGCUCAAUCAAUAUUCAACUGACACAAUAAUUGAUGCACUAGGGAUAAAGAAUACGCUUCAAUUAGUAUAUUAACAUCAAUUAGCAUGUCUCAUGGAAACUAUUUUGGUAUAGACAAAAAGGAAAUAUACAAAAAAAAGGUAAUUUAAUAAACUCUCUGAAUAUGAUGUCUGAGUUUUAAUAAACGCAGAUAUUACCUUGAUUAUAAUAUUUUUGGGUUUAAAAAAAAAGCAUUAAAGGGUGCUUUUUUAAAUUUUACUAUACAAAUGAUAAAAAAGUGUAUUUUCAGUCUCUUUUACACUUGUCCAAUGGAGAUUAUUGUGUGAUCAUUAGAAAAAAAAAGCAUUUUUCACUUUUCUGGAGAUAAAGUUGUAAUUCACGCUGCCUGGACUAGUAUAUGAAUUGCCAGAGAGGGCAUUUUAAAACAAAAUGUUAUUUGGGUUAUCCUUUCCAUCCCUGAAACUCUUCAAAUAAUUAAAAUGUCUACCGGAGAUUGUGUCCUGCCAAAAUUUAUUUAGUAAAGGUACAGAUGACUUACUAAGUGCGUUUGGGAAAGAAAUGAUCUCAUGGCAGUGAUUAUUCUACCUGGCUAAAAGGAGGACUCAGGUGGCAUACGAUAACAUCACAACAAUUUUUUAGCCAAAGUUGUGGCUUUUUAAAUGGCUUCAGGGUGGUCUGGCAGAAAAUGUUGUUAUUGCACCUGUCAUGCACUAUAAAAAGAGUCUACAACUGGUCUAAAACAGCCUGAGUAACAUCUGAAGGGUAGUGUAUGGUUAUCUGUACAUAUUCUCCUCAUGAUAACAGCUAUAAUCUAUGGACCUCAUAAAUAUGUAUAUAUGCCCAGAACAUGGCAAUUUUUAUACAGACAUGUACAAAGAUGGGGAAAUAAAAUAACCUUUUGAAGCCUU